GCUUUAAGACCUGGUGUGCGAUGGUUAAAAAUCAUAUUAAAAGGAAUAGUAAACAUAUUUUAAGAUUUGUCAUGACAAGUAUGCCUACUGCCGCCGAACCCGCCGACGCCAAUCCGACGCCCGUCGACAACACCACGGCAAUUGUAGACAGGGCCAAUUCACCAAAACGAUACACGGAUGAAGAAAACAGUUGUAGCGAGUGCGAUGAGAUUGUGCUGGUGGAGGAGCAGGUGCCGGUACUCAGCAAGCGGGGCAUAUUCUGCCUGAACAUAGCGUGGUUCGGUCUAAGUCUAAUGUUCCUGCUUCUAUCUGUGGAAGUGGUCCCCUCUCAGAUCCAGUCCCUGGUAGGUCCAGCAGCUAAAGGUCGAUGGCUUGGAGGAAUGGUAGCAGCCGGGGCAGCCGUGACCUUCACCAUAUCGCCGUUGAUCGGCAUGCAGAGUGACAGAGCCUCUUUCAAAUUUGGCAAGCGCCGCCCACUGAUGUUCCUAGGCUCUAUAGCUCUCUGCAUAGGCCUAGUCGGUAUGGCCAUCAGCUCUCCCGACAUAUCAGUCGAACAACUGGACACUGGAGAACAGAAGAAUUCGUCAGGAAAGUUGCAGUGUACCCGGGAUCUGGUUGCGCUGCGCUGCGCCCCCUAUUGGAACAAGUCCGCCCACAAUCCUCUUGACGCCCACAAGGACGGCGCCCAGCAGCCGAACUCCAUUGUAAUGCAGCACAACUCCUUUGGAGAUGGGGAAGGCGUGGUCGAGUCAUCCAGCGGGAAUCUAGCCCUUUAUAUAGUAUUCUACCUCCUGGUUACCUCAGCGUUUGCCGGUAUCACGGUGCCGUACAAUGCACUGAUUGCAGACAAGUCGAACCCCUCCCAGAGAGGUCUUAAUUCUGGGGUCAUGGCUGCGACGAUUCUCGUAGGAAACGUGAGUGGAGCCGCAGUAGGAACGUCAUUUACGCAUAUUGGCGUCAUUGGCGCUUACUCAAUAGCCAUAACCAUUGUACUGAUAACCCUGCUCAUCACCAUAUUUACCACCGAAGAGGAUCAUGGGAAACACGUGCUGGAACCAAUAGAUUGUCUUGCAAUUUUCAGUGGCUUCUGGGACCCUUUAAAAGAACAUAACUUCCGAUGGGUGUUUAUUACACGGUUUCUAAUGCAACAGGGAGUGUCAACGGUUACAGGGUUUCUCCAGUACUGGCUUCACGACAUGGUUCGCCUGCCCAACUGCUGGACCGCGGCCACAUGCGUAGCUCUUCUGCUGCUGCCGAUGUUGUUCGCGGCCGCCUGUAGCUCAGUGGUGUUCGGCAUCCUGUCCGACAGAACCCACCGCCGGAAACCAAUCGUUAUAGGCGCAGCCGUUGUCAUGACCGUCAACAUAUCUAUAAUGAUCGCCGUCUCGGGGUACUGGGCGUUCUAUAUCGCCAUAGCAACGGCUUUCUGUUUCGGAAUCGGAUUCGGGUCUUUCCAGGCGGUUGAUUUUGCGUUGGUGAUGGACGUUUUACCAAAGGACCGAGACAAGGCCAAAGACAUUGCAGUGUGGCACCAGGCACUGAUCUUACCCAACGCUUUGGCCACACCUAUUGGCGGAUUUAUACUGGACUAUUUUCAGAGCGUAAACUGCGAACUUGGUCUCGGUUACGUUAUACUAUUCAGCGUUACUGCGGUCUACUUUAGCCUGAGCGGUAUAUUCGUAACAAGAAUUAAUUUAGCUAAGUAAGUGUGAUGACUCUUUUGUUGAAUGUGUUAGUUUUCUUUGAACAAAAAAUGAUGUACACUAUUGUCACAAAACUAUUUAUGUUGUUAUUUACUUCUUUAUGGUCAUGUGCGCGUGUUGUUAUUGUUGUUGAUAUUCCCUGUCUCAUGCUAAGUUAAGUAUUUAUUUGGUAUUACACCGACGACUGAAAAUAAUU
Molecule: messenger RNA, 1899 nt
Organism: Dreissena polymorpha
Lineage: Eukaryota; Metazoa; Mollusca; Bivalvia; Myida; Dreissenidae
Exons: 15
Coding region: 21-1706 (561 amino acids)
Biological process (GO): transmembrane transport
Molecular function (GO): transmembrane transporter activity
Source: RefSeq, a predicted model, not a curated record